Messenger RNA from Syngnathus typhle (broad-nosed pipefish), 3382 nucleotides. RefSeq names its product failed axon connections homolog, metaxin like GST domain containing b (gene faxcb). NCBI's taxonomy places the organism in Eukaryota, Metazoa, Chordata, Actinopteri, Syngnathiformes, Syngnathidae. The transcript is spliced from 6 exons. Bases 1 to 1251 code for a protein of 416 amino acids. The record is from RefSeq and is a predicted model, not a curated record. Gene Ontology annotation, cellular component: cytoplasm.
AUGUACUGGGCUGCUGGCUUCGCCUCUUCCCGGCCGUGUGUGGUGGAUCUCGGGCGGAAUCACAGCCUCCCCCUCGGGCUGUGUGUGUCCGAGCAGCCGCAGUCGUUGUAUGGAUAUAUCAUCGCCUUCCCUUUGCAGGACUACGGUGGCAUUAUGACAGCUCUGGGCUCCGACUCCUGGUGGAAGAAGACCCUUUAUAUCACUGGGGGGGCCCUCCUGGCUGCUGCAGCCUACCUCCUGCACGAGCUGCUCGCCAUCAGGAAGGAGCAGGAGUUGGACUCUAAAGAUGCCAUCAUCCUCCAUCAGUUCUCCAGACCAAAGAAUGGUGUUCCCAGCCUCUCACCUUUCUGCCUCAAAAUAGAGACUUAUCUGAGAAUGGUGGACCUGCCCUAUCAGAACUAUUUUGAUGGGAAACUGUCAGCACAGGGCAAGAUGCCUUGGCUGGAGUACAACUACGAGCAGGUCUCAGGGUCCGAGUUUAUCGUUGACUUCUUGGAAGAGAAACUGGGGGUCAACCUCAACCACAACCUCACGCCGGAAGAGAGAGCCGUGUCUCGAGCGGUCACCAAAAUGGUUGAAGAACAUCUAUACUGGACGAUCGCCUACUGUCAGUGGGUGGACAACUUGGAGGAAACCCAGAAGCUUCUGGCAAUGAGUGGGCCUCUUAGCGACACACUAAAAUGGCUGCUGAGCCGCCUGAACGGCAGCAUGGUACGCAGGGAGAUGUACGGCCACGGCAUCGGUCGCUUCUCCAAGGAGGAAGUCUACGCCUUGAUGGAGAAGGACAUGAGGACACUGGCCACCCUGCUGGGUGAUAAGAAAUACUUCAUGGGCUCCAAGAUAUCCACAUUAGAUGCCACAGUGUUUGGACAUCUUGCUCAGGCCAUGUGGACACUGCCUGGUACGCGACCAGAGCAACUCAUUAAAGGGGAACUGAUCAACCUAGCCAUGUUCUGUGAACGGAUGCGAAGGAAGUUCUGGCCUGAAUGGUUUGUGGAGGUAGAAGAUCUUUAUUACGAUGGAGACAGCGAGAGCAGCCGCUGCACGCCGUCGCCGACUGGUCUGCUUGACUUCGGGCUCUUCUCCAGAACUGACACUUUGGACGACAGCGACGGCAGCAGCCACUCGGCCGGACACACGCACGCACACACGCCCGGCUCUGACCACUCGCUAUUUGACUCGGAUGUGGGCACGGGGUCAGACAAUGAAACCCAGCUCAAGGAUGAAGCGAUGCCUGACUUGGAGGUUUGACGUGGCGAUGGCUGACAGAAAGAGGCUGAUUGGAGAGUGGAACAGCUGUCACCACAACCUGCUGAGCGCAGAACAACAGAAUCGCUGUUCAGACUCUCUUGAAUACCCAACAUGUUCCAGCUUCCAUUUUGGACAGUGUGGGUAUUGAGAUGCACAGUAACAAAACUGAACCACUAAUUUUGCAUUUUACCGUCCAGUUUGUUCUUUCCUAAAAUGUCACAACUGUCAUGGUGGCAUUUUGUCUCUGCCUUAUUUGUGUGGUCUUGUGAUACAGAAGAAGGUGUUGGAGAUAAGCAACAAGUAAACAGCUCGGGUUUGUGCAAGUUCAGCGUCCAUUUUACCAGUUGUCUUAAUCUCAUUCCAACAUUUUAUCAUUCUAGUUCAUGCGGGCUUUUAUAUAUGGAAAGACUACAUAUCACAUGUAUUUGCAUGUCUACGUCAAAUUACAAACAGGACCGAACUUCUUUGCUGACUGGUUGAAUGGAAACGAAUAGAUCAGCAUCUCUGUGCCUGUUCCAUGCAUUUUAUUUUUGUUUGUUUGUUUGUUUUAUGUGUUACAUUGGAGCUUUUGGUCAUUUGCAAAGUGGUUGAGCAGGGUGGUUGUAGUUAACAAGAAUGACCACUAGAUGGCAAUAACACCUAGCCAUUAAUUAAGAAGGCGUAAUAGCAUUGUUGCUACCAUUUAGAAAGUUAUAUCCAAUUUUCCUACUCAAAACAGUACUUUCAUACUAGUACUAAAUGCAGCUAUAAUCCUGCCACCGUGCUUGAAUCAAACAUGGUUGAAAGUUUGCGCUUUAGUUCACCAGUGCCGCUUUAUUUUUCUUCAUAGAAGAUCUUAUGUGUCAAAUACAUAUAUAUUUUUGUUAGUCUUUUAUUUCUUAACCUUGAAAGAGAAAUUAUUUUUUUGCACUAUUUUAUUUUUUAUGUAUAUGAAAGCUUGGAGAAUAGGACAUUUGAGUUGAAUUGGACCGAACAAACAGAUUACAAUGCAUUUAAGUCAUAAAACAGUUUGUGCAGAGAGCUUUUUGUGACUAAAACCUGCUCUGUGUGGAUGUGAAUGUUACUGGAUGUGUGAAUGUCAUCAACUGACCAGUUGUUGGAAAGUCUUCAUUGGAUGCAGUAAUCAGGAUACCAAACUAACUUGCAAAACUGAGGUAAUAACUGUAAGAGGACUGUCACUUUUAGGCUACUUUCAAAUAUUUGUGACAAACGCAAAGGGUCAACGUACCACUUUAUUCAUAUUUUUUCCCUUUAGUUUUUAUCCUCAGUUUGGGGCACUUUAAACUGAAAAUGAUUGGAUGUAAACCCUGAAAUCACUGAUGUACAUUGCAAUAUUUUCCUAUAAGUCAUAAUAUAUUUGAUUGUCAUUCUUUAUCAUAUCUCAAUAUUAUUAUUGUGUUAUUCUCCCCUGACUGGCUGGGAGAAAUCACAUGGUUCUAGUUCCUGAUUGUGAGGUGUGCUGACAAAGAUGCUCAUUGCCCGAUAAUCGUUUUUUUUUUCUCAGCCCUCUUCCAUUCGUGAAGAAUCAUCCCAAGCAUAUUCGUAACUCAUUGUGCUUCUUUUAUAAUGCACUGCUUUCAUAUCUAACGCCCAUUAGAACUGCGUUCACCCUCCAAAAGGAACUAAAACAAUCUUGUUAGGUUAAAAUGGCGAAAACAUUUUUACAGUGGUGCAUGUUGAUGCCAAUGACUGCGACAGUAUGCACCUCAGAAGUUCAUCUACAUUGUAUGCAGCUGUAGGAUUAAUUUAAUGUUAACCCUGGCUUGUAGCCUAACUGAAUUUGGACUGAGUGUCACUCAAAAUCAGGGUGUAACGCUUUUGCGCAUGGUGACAAGCCACCUUCGAUACGAACCAGUUCAAGAGUUGGACAGAGGAAAAAAGGCCAACAACUUCCAUCAUGUUGUCCUGUGGUUUGUCCCCUUCAAACUCUUUCUUCCAUUUGGACUGCUUUCUACCAAGCCAUAUAAACGUCUCAAAUCGUGUCAUCUCUGUUGGUUUAAUGUAAAUACUGUAUGUGUGCAAAAGUGUAUCAUGUAGUAUGUAGAGCAGACUGAUGGAUCACACUGUGGCUGUGUAGUCAGAAAAUGGGUCGACUGACUUAUUUCAAUAAAAGGCGUUGACAAUUUUAAAA